AUGAUGGCCUUGGUCCGGGAUCGCAGGGCUCAUUAUAUCAUGAGCAUAGUUAUUACAUGGGUUCACUGUUUUUCCUUCUCCCUGAGGGGGACCUUUGGCACACGCUAGGAGGCCAUGAAAGCCAAGGCCACCGAGCUGUGGCUCUGGCGCGCGCGUAGGAAGCGAGAAGCUCGGGAAUCCAAGCCCCCGCAAAUGCGCGGGUCCACGAGACUCAACAUUUCAGAUGAUUUAAAGAUUGGCUUUUUCAGCACAGACCAUGCCACUCAAACCGAUUCCAGUGAAAUACUGUCAGUAAAAGAAUUGAGUUCAUCCACGCAAAAGUUAGCACAGAUGAUGAAAUCCCUCCAGGUGGAUUUUGGGUUCCUCAAACAAUUGCUUCAGUUGAAGUUUGAGGACCGACUGAAAGAGGAAUCUUUGCGUCUCUUCAACAUUCUACAUGACAGGAUCCUGGAAAUUGAAAAGCAUUAUCAACAGAAUGAGGAUAAGAUGAGAAAAUCCUUCAAUCAGCAGUUAGCUGAUGCCAUAGCUGUUAUCAAAGGAAUGUACCAGCAAUUUUUUGAGGUAGAAGAAGAGAACAUUAAUUUGCAAGAUGCGAGUAGUGUCAAAAUAAAUAUUUUGUUAAGAAAACUGAAAGAGAAAGAAGAAGUUAUUAAAGAAUUAAAAGAACAACUAGACCAAUAUGAAGAUUUGGGAUUUCACAAAAUGGAAUCUUUUCCCAAGGAAACCAGCUCUCCAAAAUCAAACACAGAAAAGGAAAAUUUGGAGUACAAACUGGAAAAUGAGAGGCUGCUUCAGAUCAUUUCAGAGCUUGAAGAAGAAAUCCAGAUCAAUCUAAAAGAAAAUUCAGGAUUAGGCUGCAAAAUCAGCCAAGGAGAGAGAAGCCUCUUUGUCCCCAAGGUCCAAGUCUCCACCCAGCACCACAGCUUCGAGUCCACAUUCUGCGACCAUGAGUAUAUCAUCUACUGGGGCCAAGAAAGCUAA
Molecule: messenger RNA, 981 nt
Organism: Mandrillus leucophaeus (drill)
Lineage: Eukaryota; Metazoa; Chordata; Mammalia; Primates; Cercopithecidae
Exons: 7
Source: RefSeq, a predicted model, not a curated record